AACUUGAUUAGGAAUGGAUAAUUGGAUAAUCAAACGUAGAUAUUGCGGAAACGAAUUAUAGUUUACGCAUUAUACAGAUAAAUAAUGGUGAGGUAUUUCAUUUAAAUAUUCAAGUUUUCAAACCUUUUCCUUUUUUCAAUUUUUCAUCUCGACAGUUUUUGGUAAUUCCUGAUAAUUUCGCCAUUCGGGAAUUCCUGGGAACGGGAAUAUUCUUUCCCUGUGUCAUUCCCCGAAAUUUUAUUUCCGAGAUUACCAACUCUAAACACGAUGUGGUAAGAAAACUUUGCUGCAGUGUUUUGUAGAGCAUAAACAAGGAUGAGGGUGCAGUGUGCGUCAGCUUUAUAUAAUCCCAGCAUAUUUAUUGUGUGAAUGUGGUAACCCUGAAUUCAUAUUGAAAAAAUCAAUACGAGUACAAUAAACAAUAAUGAACUUAACUCGCACUGUGUAUACUUAAGAAGAUAUAGACGUAUAUAUAUUAGGUACUUAAUAGUUACCUAUAAUAACAAUUUAAAGUUGUAAUAAGACACAUUUAUUCGAUUUUUAAAAGAACAAUAUGGAGACACCAGAAUCAUUAACCACCUGUAAUGAAACGAAUGUUGAAAAAAAACUUGAAGAAGAAAAAGUGUCACAGGAUGAAUUAAAUAUUAAAGAGGAGUACAAUGAUGCAUUAAGUUGUACUGGGUUUGAAAAGGAUGGAUGGUACAAAUAUAACACUAUUGUCAACGUAGUAUUGUUUACUUUUUUGAUUUUGAGCUUCAUUUUGAUCGUGGGGAUUGCAGUACAUGUGGGGCGCAUUGUGUAUCUGAUUGUACAGAAGAAAAUAUUUAUUUCUAAGAUUCUUAACAAAGAAUUGUAAUACCGAGAGAAAAUUAAUUGACUUCAACAUGCAAUAUAGCAUUUUUUAUACAUUUAAUAGUCAAUAUAGAUUAUCAUACCUUAUUAUUUAUUCAUUGUUUUAUGAAAUCACAAUCUGUUUUAUUUAAUGCGGACGAUAAUUGGUAUAAUGUUUUUAACUUUUUGUAACUUUUGAACAAUGUUUUGUCUUUUUACAAUCAUUGAACAACUAGGUAUUUUUUUAUACUGUUCAAAAUGUGUAUGUAAAUGUUAUAAUUCAAAACCUUGCAUGUAUUUGAAAUUUAAAUUAAAUAUACCCGUAUUUCUUCCCAGAUGGUAUUAUUUUUUUUUCUCUAAAAUUAUCAUAUUUGCUGAA
Metopolophium dirhodum (rose-grain aphid) is the source of this 1210-nucleotide messenger RNA. RefSeq lists its product as uncharacterized. Lineage: Eukaryota; Metazoa; Arthropoda; Insecta; Hemiptera; Aphididae. Bases 554 to 856 code for a protein of 100 amino acids. The transcript is spliced from 2 exons. The record is from RefSeq and is a predicted model, not a curated record.